Naegleria fowleri is the source of this 4680-nucleotide messenger RNA. RefSeq lists its product as uncharacterized. Gene Ontology annotation, cellular component: nucleoplasm. Bases 1 to 4680 code for a protein of 1559 amino acids. The transcript is spliced from 4 exons. NCBI's taxonomy places the organism in Eukaryota, Heterolobosea, Eutetramitea, Acrasida, Naegleriidae. The record is from RefSeq and is a predicted model, not a curated record.
AUGUUGGGCAAAUUAACCAAGAAACUUCAACCCGUCAAAUUUGUCUUCAAUUUUUCAAUCGAUUAUCUCUUUGUGGAGACAAUGGGUAACAACACUACUGUCAUUGAUGAGAAUAUGUAUUCGAUUCAAUGGAAACGAGGUAGAAAACGAAAAGGAGAAACUGAAUUUCUUCAUCCUCCUCCAGGAUCCAAACAAACCACAAAAAUUAAAGUAAUUUUCAAUCGAGCGUUCCGAUUCGGAGGAACUCUCUAUAAGAAUGAAAAGAAGAAUGAAUGGCAAAAGAAGGAAAUGUUAAUAACGUUGGAAGAGGUGGCAUCCAAGGAUGUUCCAUUGGCAAAACAAUGGAAUCAAUAUUUACAGCAAGAGAAACAAGAAAAAGCUUCUAAAAAAAAGGAAGAAAAGAAACCUAAUUUCCAGACCACCACUUUAGCAAAACAUGCUCUAGAUUUGUCAGAGUUUGUGAAUGAGACUCAAGAAACAACAAUCACAAAGGAAUUAUUGCUAGCACCUGAAUCAAAAAAGAAUUCUGGGGUGAAGAUUCUUGUGAAACUUGUGAUGAAUUGUAAAUGUCUGAAAGAUGUUUCACCAGGUGACGAGGAUUUUGAAAAUGUUAGUACUUAUUCAGGAACCUACAAGGAAGGACAACAAGAGGAUGACGAUGAAAAAUCUGAAGAUGAAGAUGACAUCAUUGAAGCAGAACGCGACUUUGAAAGUACCUUAAUCAAGAAUAGUAGUUUAUAUUCUUCUGUGUCAACAGCACAAACUCUAAAAUCUAAUGUUUCAAGUGAGAAUCAUGAAGAACCACUGUCACAACAUGAAACAAAAAGCAAUGCUCCAACGGUUGGGUCAUCAAUCAGUCCUAGAGAGGUACCUCCUGUCACUUUGAAUGACCGAGGUGCUUCAUUAGACGCUCUCCGAUUGAGAGAAAUUGAAGAAAAGUUCCAUUAUGUGAGGAUGGAAAAUGAACAGUUGAAGAUUAAUUUAGAAACCACUCAGGAGGCAGCUCAACAAGCAGAGUCGAAACUCUUUGAAAUUCAGUUAAAGAUGCAAAUGGUUCAAUCAAAAGCAGAUAAGGAAAUCAAACAAGUCGAAGAAAAAAUCAAAGAGGCAGAAAAACAAUACAAAACUAAGGAACAAGACAUGAUACAUCAACACGAAACUGAAACUGAACGAUUGAAAUCUGAAAUGGAAAGAGUUAAAAACGAAAUGACAAAACGAAAUAAUGAUUUACAAAAUGAGAAGGAUAAAUUGGAGAAGAACCUUAAAGCAGAGAUUGAUCGAUUGAAUCUCGAGUUGAAGCAAGCGAACGAAAGAUUCAGUUCGAACAUGUCAUCUUCUCAGAGUUCUUUCCAACAAGAAAUUCAAAAACUCAAAACUGAAAUUUCAGAACUCAACAAAAAGAAGGAAGCAGAACAAAUUGAAUUGCAAAAACAAAUUAGCGAAAUUAACUCUCAAAAGAGUUUGAUUGAAGCCAAAAAGUUAGAACUUGAAAAGAAUUUGAGUGAGGUGACAAAGAAAUUCCUUCAACUUGAAAACGAGUACAAGGAUCGACAACAAGAAAUCCACAACUUGUCACAAAAGCUAGAGAAAGAAAUUAAAGAGAAGGAGAACAUCACAAAUACUCUCAACAAUGAGAAGAAACUAUUGAACAUUGAGAUUGAAGAAUUGAAGGUUAAAUUUUCAGAGACUGAAAUGAAGGGCUCCCUUCAAAGCAGUGAAAAUUCCAAACUUCUCGAAACUCUGAAAAAUGAAAGAGAAACUCUCAAUUCCAAGCUCACCUCACUCCAACAAGACUUACAGAAAACCGAAAUCCAAAAAUCUGAUCUGACUUUCCAACUCAAAAAGUCAGAGGAAACUCUUCAAGACAAGGAAGAUGAAAUCAAGAAACUCAAAUCAGAACUCGAAAAAGCAAAGAAUGAAGGAUCAGCAUCUCUCGAAUCUGCCAACACCAAAAUUAAUCAUCUUAACAUUGAUUUGGAAAAUUUGAAGAAACAAGAAGAGCAACUCUCUCAAAGUAUUUCUCAACUAAAUUCACAAAUCGUUCAAUUCAAGAAUGAUGUGGCAGAGAAGGAUCGUUUGAUUCAAGAAAUUAAUCAACGUUUGCAAAACCAGGAAAAUCAAAUUUCACAGCUCAAACAAGAAAUUAGUGAAUUGAACCAAACCAUUCACAAUCUUGAAAAUGCACUUGCUGAAAAGGAGAAUGCUUUGAGUCAGGAAAUUGAAAAAUCUAAAGAAACAAAUUCCAAGUUGACCUCUGCAUUAGUAUCAAUCAAAAACUUGGAAAAUGAAAUUGAAGAAAAAUGUGAAAGAAUUGAAGAAUUAGAAAAUCAAAUUAGCCAACUCAAAGAAUCUUCAACAAGCACUGGAAAAGAACUUCAAGACCAACUCAACGAAAAGGACGAAAAAAUCCUCGAAUUGCAAAAUGAAAUUUCUAAAUUCAAAUCACUCAAAAAGAAAAUUGAAGAAAAGUUAAAGAAUUUAGAACAAGAAAAUCAAACAUUACAAGAUGAGAAUAAUGAACUCAAUCAUCUCAUUGAACAGUGUUCCAAACGAAUCGAAGACAAAGACAAACAAAUGAAAAAAUUGGAAGAAUCGCACAAGAAAGCUCUCGAAAAUGCAGAAAACAAAAUUUCACAAGAACGACUUGUUGUUGAGAGAGAGUUAGAGAAAACAAAAAUCGAAUUGAUUGCCAAUCAAUACUCCCAUUUAGAACAUUUCAUUCUCGAUCGAACUGUACUUAACAGUCAAACGAAUGACUUUCUGGUUCUCGACAACUUGUCAAAGAUUUAUUUCAAGAACAUUGUUGUGAAGGAAUUUUUGAGCGAGAUUUAUCCGACUCCUGCCAAAAUUCUUCUCAAAUGUAUUCUUCAAUGGAAUCCAGAAGAAGUUAAAACUGCCACACUCGAUUCUAAAAUUAUUCUUGGAAAGACCUUUGGAAUUAAUUUAUUAAUUUCUUUGAAUUACUUGUUGGAACGAUUCAAAACAACACGAAACAAACCAAAUAACUUUUCUGCAGGUGCUAACGAGAGUGGUGAAUUAGAAAAUUCGACCUGUUUAAUACUAUUCUGGAUUCAUACUCUCUACCGAUUGAUUCAUGAUUUGGAAUUGAAGAGAAAAACAAAUUUCUCACCAAUUUUUGAACAAGUGACACAAAAACUCAUCAAAAUUGAACCAGCAUUAUUAAUUGGAGAGGAUGUUCCAACCUCUAAAUUUGUUUCCAUGCCCUAUUUGGUCAAUUAUUAUGAUUGUGAGAAAGUGACCAACGAAUCCCUCAUUGUCACAAGCAUUGAUUCAUUGGUGAUGAGACUUUCUGAAAUUUUGGUACAAAUGUAUGCGGAAUUCUUUAGACAUGUCAUUAUUCGUUUGAGACCUUAUCUCAUUAAGGCAAUUUUCAAUAGCAAGUUGACAACAUCGAAAUCCACAGAUGGAGGACUCGACACUCGAUUAUUGCAACAAUUUUUGAAUCGAAUUUUCGACACAUUCAAACAACUUCGAAUCGAGCCAAGAAUUACUCAACACUUCUUCUCGAAUCUUGCCAAAUUGAGCGAUGCCGUUAUUUUCAAUCACUUUCUUGUGAAAGAAACCAUUGGAGCCAAUGUUGCCUUAACUGUGAAAAUGGGACUUGUCUUUCUCGAAAAUUGGUUUCACUCCAAAAACAUUGCUGACAUUGAACUCAUUCAACAAUUAAUUUCCUUCCACUAUUCACGAGAAUUGAGUGAUGUUUGCAUUUUAGGUCAAAAACAAGUAUUGAGUGAUGAUUCCUUACGAAGUGCUGUCUGCCCACACAUUUCCAAACAUCAUCUUGUGUAUAUUUUCAAUCAUUUGACAUUGGAUUCUGAAUUCAAGUUGACCAAUGACUCUUCCACGACGACUGUUAUUCCAGAGACAAGUCAAUCUCCUACAAGCAGCAACGGUCGAUCUCCGACUCCCAAUAGUAGUCUUGGUCUUUCACACUCUUCGAGUGUUGACAAUUUGGAAACUUCGUCACAACCUCAAACACCAAAGAGAAAUCCUUUACAAAUUUCUCUCUCCUCUUCACAAAUUUUGACAGGUGGCACUUCUCCUUCCUCUGCUCGACGAACUUCUUUUAAGGGAACUCUUCUUGCAUCAUCAUUGGAUUUAGAAAAACGUUUAGAGGGAAUUAUCGUCGUGCCAGAAAUUGAACUUUUCAAAUAUGCCGAACGAGAAAGUUACGGAGUGGAUCCUUCUUCGUUUUAUGGCGUUUUGGGGCCUCUCUCCAGUAUGAUGAUUCGUUCUUCAUCCUCUAAAUCAAAUCUGGAUAAGGAUUCUCCUCGUUACAAGCUAAAUAAGGAAUUGGAAAAUGUUCAACAGCAAAAGGAACACAGUUUCACACUCGCUGAAAACAAAUUUUUAUUUUACUUUAGUGGAGUUCCAGAAACACAAGCAUCGACCAAUUUUAUUCUUGAAGAAUGGCUUUUUUCAGUCAUUUCCAAUUAUGGAGGAAAACGAGAAGCUGGUGUUGAGGGAAUUGUGAAAAUUCCACGUGAACGAAUUUUCAGUCAGUGUGUGAAUGUGUUUCAAACAAAUCCUCCCACACUCGUGGUGUCGAAUCAAGAACAAGGUACACCCACGAGUGCUCGAAAAGGAAAUUCUUCAGUACCACCUCAAAAGAAGAAGACAUUUAAUUUUGAAGAUGAAUUGGCAUUUUUAUUUGAGUGA